AUGGUGAAGGUGGCGGAGAAAUUCGGAGUGAAAUGCGAAGUUCGGAAGCCGACAACGAACUUGAAGAGCGAGUUCCCGAUAUGGUACCACAUUGGGGUGGAGACCGGGCGCUGCACGGCGAACUCGAAGUCGAGCAAGUGCCUGCGGGAGAAGCAUGGUGUCCUCACCGUCGCGCAAUGCAGAGAGACUGCGAAUCGGCUCGAGACGGCUGCGAGUGGACACCGAGCUGUGAGUACGUGCGAUUGCGGCGCGUGCGCUGUGGACCGACUGGAGCGGGGCUGCGAUAAUCCCCACAGAUGUGCGGAGGCGGCGAGACGAGCCCUGGGGAGGCUGGAACCGAAAUGGCGGCCUGAAGUGGGCGAGAAUGGUGAUGGUCUUACACUCACGAGGCGGCGCAAACGAAUGAACCAGACGGCGAAGGCUGCGAAGGAAAGAAUCCUUUUCGACCCCUCACUCACGCAAGGCACCCCUCUAGCGAUGGCCUUCAGAGUCUUCGUGCGGGAUACUGACAGAGCCGACGGAGUUGCGACGAGGGUGCCCCGCCCCUACCAAGUCCAGAACGAGGAGGUGGAGGUCUUUACAGACGGCUCCUGCGUAAACAACGGCAGGGACGAUGCGAGGGCAGGUAGUGGGGUGUGGUUCGGUGUUGACGAUCCGAGGAACUGUAGCUCAGGGGUGCCGUACGACGCCCAAUCGAACCAAACGGCAGAGGUCUAUGCUGUUGCUCUGGCGCAUCGAAGAGUACCGCCCUUCGCUGCGUUGCAUAUUGUUAGUGAC
Trametes versicolor FP-101664 SS1 is the source of this 777-nucleotide messenger RNA. RefSeq lists its product as uncharacterized. The record is from RefSeq and is a predicted model, not a curated record. The transcript has a single exon. Gene Ontology annotation, molecular function: RNA-DNA hybrid ribonuclease activity; nucleic acid binding. The annotation marks the transcript as partial. NCBI's taxonomy places the organism in Eukaryota, Fungi, Basidiomycota, Agaricomycetes, Polyporales, Polyporaceae.